Messenger RNA from Arabidopsis arenosa, 727 nucleotides. The record is from the annotation of a GenBank genome assembly. Lineage: Eukaryota; Viridiplantae; Streptophyta; Magnoliopsida; Brassicales; Brassicaceae.
AUCACUCAAUCAUCAAAGCUUUCUUCCGAUUUCUUCUUCAUCUUUCUCUCUUUUUCCUCUCUCUAAUCGUCGUCGCUGCUCCACUUUUUCACCAUCAAUCGCCGUAUCUGCCUUCUUCGCAGCUCCUGCCAGCGUUAAUAAUAACUCUGUUCCGGCAAAAAAUGGAGGUUACACAGUUGGGGAUUUCAUGACACCGAGACAGAAUUUGCACGUUGUUAAGCCUUCAACGUCGGUCGAUGAUGCAUUGGAACUUCUGGUUGAGAAGAAAGUCACGGGAUUGCCUGUAAUUGAUGAUGAUUGGAAUCUGGUUGGUGUUGUUUCUGAUUACGAUUUGCUUGCACUGGACUCCAUCUCUGGCCGCAGUCAAAAUGAUACAAACUUAUUCCCUGAUGUCGACAGUACCUGGAAAACGUUUAAUGAACUCCAGAAACUGAUCAGUAAGACAUAUGGAAAAGUUGUUGGAGACUUGAUGACACCAUCUCCUCUCGUUGUCCGUGAUUCUACCAAUUUAGAAGAUGCAGCCAGGUUGCUUCUGGAAACAAAAUUCCGAAGAUUACCAGUCGUGGAUGCUGAUGGAAAACUGAUUGGGAUCCUUACAAGGGGAAACGUUGUAAGGGCUGCGCUGCAGAUCAAACGGGAAACCGAGAACUCUACAUAGCUAGGAAGCAGCAGUGAUGGAGCAGAUCCCUUGAAUCUGCCAUAGUUAAUAGCGAAAUCUAUUUAUUCC